This is a messenger RNA of Lactuca virosa, 273 nucleotides long. The record is from the annotation of a GenBank genome assembly. NCBI's taxonomy places the organism in Eukaryota, Viridiplantae, Streptophyta, Magnoliopsida, Asterales, Asteraceae.
AUGCAAAACAGUUGCUUCUCCCACAAUGAUGGAUUACGCGAGUCGGAUCUAGACAUUCCACCGACCGAGUAUGAGCUCCUUGCCAUGGAAAUCCAAGUGGAGUUGGAGCAGAUGAGACAACAGAUGCAGGCAGAAAUGGUGGCGAUGAGGACCGAGCUUCAUGGGAUGAAGAACAUCUUGAAGGCGACGGUAGCGAUUAGCAUUAGUCUUUUUCCUGGUGUCGUUUGUGGAGUUUUCGGGUGUGGUGGGUUUGGUGUUUUCUGUUGGAUGUAG